Messenger RNA from Dovyalis caffra, 228 nucleotides. NCBI's taxonomy places the organism in Eukaryota, Viridiplantae, Streptophyta, Magnoliopsida, Malpighiales, Salicaceae. The record is from the annotation of a GenBank genome assembly.
AUGGUGCAGGUUAAGACCAUACUCGCAUCCUUUGUUCUUUUCCUCAUUGUUCUCACCUCAUCAGUAUCAUUUCAUUCAGUUGCUGGUGAAGCUGCCAGGAAAUACAAUAUUGCAAAAUCGUACCGGUCAUGGCAGAGAAUAAAUCACGGAAGUGCACGGGGUCCUCGGAAGCACCUUGUCAAUCCAACGGUGGAGCAUCCAUUUGAAGUUCCCAAGUUGCCUGUAUAG